This is a messenger RNA of Trichoderma asperellum CBS 433.97, 949 nucleotides long. RefSeq lists its product as uncharacterized. Gene Ontology annotation, cellular component: intracellular anatomical structure. NCBI's taxonomy places the organism in Eukaryota, Fungi, Ascomycota, Sordariomycetes, Hypocreales, Hypocreaceae. The record is from RefSeq and is a predicted model, not a curated record. Gene Ontology annotation, molecular function: oxidoreductase activity, acting on NAD(P)H, oxygen as acceptor.
CUACUGCACUCAACUACCCCCCGUUCUCCGCACUCAUGGCUUCUAAAGUAUUCAUUGUGACUGGCGCCAGCAAAGGCCUUGGCGCAGCCAUCGUUCAGCACCUUUUGGCGCAGUCGCACAAAGUCGUCGUUACGGCACGGUCCGAAACUCUGCUGCAGAAACUUAAGGAGGCACAUCCUACUCAAGUAGAGUAUGUCGCAGGAGAUAUUACAAGUGAAGAUAUUGCUGAGAGGUUGACAACACUCGCCGUCAACUCAUUUGGUAAACUCGACGGCGUGGUCAUCAACCAUGGAGUCUUGGAACCCAAGAGGUUUGCAGACGAGUCGGUUGAGGAUACCAAGCGCUUCUACGAUGUCAACUUGUUCAGCUACGUUGCCAUGGCCAGGGCUAGUCUGAAGGAGGUCAAAAAGACCAAGGGCUGCAUCGUCUGGGUAUCCUCGGGCGCGGCUCUCAAGGCCUACCAAGGGUGGAGCACCUAUGGCUCCGCUAAAGCAGCAGUCAACUCGAUGGCCGCUCACCUCGCUGUGGAAGAGCCUGACAUCACAAGUGUCAGUUUCGGGCCAGGCCGGGUGAACACUGACAUGCAGGCAGUCAUCAGAGAAAAGGGCAAAGACACCAUGGAAAAGGCGAUGCACCAGAACUUCGUCGAUGCCCUCGAGCAAGGCGAGCUGCUCAGGCCAGAACAGCCAGGCAAUGUGAUUGCCAAAUUUGUAGCCAACCCUCUGCAUAAGCUGAGCGGACAAUACAUCAACUGGAACUCACCUGAACUGGCAGCUUACCAGUCAUGAUUUCCUAAAACUUAGUUGCGUUAGCCUAGGGUCAACACAAGAUAGAUGUACAUAACAUUGUGAAAGGGAUAGAUUUGUAGUCAGUCGAAAGAUGAAAAGCUCUUAAUGAUCUCCACAUGAAGAUUCAGUAUUAGCAUGGAAUAUAAGUUUUUUCAUCACAC